This is a messenger RNA of Talaromyces proteolyticus, 1769 nucleotides long. RefSeq lists its product as uncharacterized. Gene Ontology annotation, biological process: regulation of DNA-templated transcription. Bases 162 to 1448 code for a protein of 428 amino acids. The record is from RefSeq and is a predicted model, not a curated record. Lineage: Eukaryota; Fungi; Ascomycota; Eurotiomycetes; Eurotiales; Trichocomaceae. Gene Ontology annotation, molecular function: DNA-binding transcription factor activity. The transcript is spliced from 2 exons.
GGAUAAUGCCGAGAAUACGAGAUCUCGAUGACAGCAUAACGUUAUGGCCGCAUCAUCCGCAGCUAGGCAACGCUCAUCUCGUCUUACAACGAAGGCCAUAACGUUUUUUUUCACAUCUAAUUUGAGAUCAUUACAUCAGUUUACGUGGCAGUUGGGAAAUUAUGGGCGCUGAAAGAGCAAGGAAGUGCAAACGAUCCGCUGAAGAAGUGCCUUCUCCACGAGAUCCCGACCGUAAGCGUGUAUUAAACGUGUUAGCGCAGAGGAGAUAUCGAGAGCGAAAGAGGCAGAGACUAGCAGAUCUGGAAGCGAAGCUCCGAUCUGUUCAGUCUCAAUCCAGUAAAGAGGCUUCCACCACACAGACCACAGCUGGAGCCGAAUCUUGUCCAAGCACAACACAAAUCGUGCAGGGAACUGGCCCUGAAUGGACUAACGUCUUGUUCCCGGAAUUGCAAUCAGAUGCACAACUAUUCGCCGGCGAAGAAUGCUCUCCCCCUCCUCCAGAUCUGCAGCCGACGGAUUGGUCAGCUAUCCCAGCCGCCUUGGUUACCCAGCCUGCCUCUGACUGCGAUCAUUCUGAAUUUAUCGCCCUUCCCACUCCUUCAACAUCUGAUGAUUCCGCAGCCCUCUUCGAUAACUUACCUCCGUCAAAUGACAAUGGUCAGCUCCAGUUCUUCACUGGCCAAUGUCGGUUUCCUAGCAAUGUUGUCGACGGGCAGGCUUUAUCACUUCAGAACCCAAUGGUUCUCAGUGAUCAGAAUGCCUUCCUUGAUGCCGCAGAAGUAUCUCAUGAUACUUCAGCCUCUGAUUCAGACAACAGCAUGUCCCAGUUCAGCCAUAUAUCAUUUCCACCCAUAGAAGUGAUAGCACGACAAACCCCCGACCUUAACUUUCCAUCAUCCUCAACAUUAAUACAUCCCAACCAGCUUGGCCGAUGUCUCUCACCCGGCGUCCAAAAUGAUGUCAGUAGCCUUGAUAUGCCCAUGCUUAAAAUAAUGAAAGCCGGUUUCUUCAUCACGGACAUGCUCAACUGCACCUCGCAAAUAUGGGACCCUUUCUUCCGGCAUGUCGUGCAAAACCAACCACCAAAUCUCCCUCCCCAUUUCAAAGCCACCGCAGCUCAACAAAAUAUCCCGCAUCACCCUGUAUUCGACGUCAUUCCCUGGGCCAGUGCUCGGACCAAGCUCAUCCAUAUCUUUUCGCAGCCACCGGAAUUAAGACCGCCGAGUGCGCGGGAUCCACUGGCCGUUGUGAAUAUGAUAAUGGAUAUUGAUGAUGAUGCGGAGGGAAUGAGGAUUUGUGGAGAGGACGGGUGGGAUUGCAGGAAUUGGGAGGUUGGGGAGAUUUUUUUCCGGAAUUGGUGGUGGGCACUUGAUCGAGAGAUUGUGGAAAAUAGUAAUAGACUGAGGGCUCGACGGGGAGCAAGGAAGCUCAGACUACGGGGGGCAUAAAUUGAGGUUAUAAUAGCGGGCUGGGGGAAUAUCAUUGAUAAUUUCUGGUUUAUAUUUCAUGACGGCUUAUAUAUGUGUGUGAUCUUCAAGUACGAUAUACACACAUCCUCUAAAAAAAAAAGCAAUAAAUAUGAAGUGCAUCAAUUUAUAGGAGAAAUGAGCGAAGUCUGUGCCACAGAACCCUGAAUAUACGGGAAAUAUAUUGCCAAUCUUUCAAAGUAUGUUCUUCCUUCUCCACAAGCUUCCAUUUUAAAUCACUACAAUGAUCACUACAUUAAUCAAGAAUUGAUUUCAAUAUGCCUGCAUGACGGCCAUCAAAUA